This is a messenger RNA of Melampsora larici-populina 98AG31, 1776 nucleotides long. RefSeq lists its product as uncharacterized. The record is from RefSeq and is a predicted model, not a curated record. NCBI's taxonomy places the organism in Eukaryota, Fungi, Basidiomycota, Pucciniomycetes, Pucciniales, Melampsoraceae. Gene Ontology annotation, biological process: protein phosphorylation. Gene Ontology annotation, molecular function: protein serine/threonine kinase activity; ATP binding. Bases 1 to 1776 code for a protein of 591 amino acids. The transcript has 6 exons.
AUGAAUAGUCACACGUGCUCAGCUUGCCAUUUACAGGCGCCAUCAUUUCGAGGUCUCUGUAACUCUUGUCUUGACAUUCGACUUGGAGGGGGUUCCAGCUCUCCCACCCAACCCACCAGUGCUUCCAGCAGCUCCACCGGCUCUGGUUCUCCCCAUCUUCUCAAUUUCAAUCAAAACCACAGUUUUCCGGCCUCUACGCAUCCUGGACCACAUCUUCCUACUCCGCAAUACGCCUACCCAAAUGCGCCACAGCCAAACCCAGCUCUGAACGCUUUCAAUACUCAGGCUUUCAAGCAAGCAGCCGCGACAUCUAAGCGAGGACGCACGGUGCCUAGUGGAACCAUCUCUAGCCGUCCACGAGGCCGACACAAUUCAAAUACACCUGCAUAUGAUGCAUCUAGUCCGGUUAUAACCGUCCUCUGUGGAUUCGAAACAUUCAAGGCUUCGAAAUGGGCCAAGCAAAGGCUACUUUCAGUCUCUCGAACAAUUGAUGUUUACCAACCUGAUGCUUAUGAAGAUUUGCGAUUGGACCUUUGGAAUCAUUUCCUUGAUGUGUUUGUUCCGAAUGAUAUCAUUGACCGGCUUGACCCAUCUGGUUUUGCUUUCACUACUUUGGGCAGUCAGGAUGGCUCAUUGACCAACAAUGAUCUUCAAUGGUGGUUCUCACAAAACGGCUCAAUCAAUCUCAUCUACGAUCAUUCUCGACACGAACAUAGUCUGAAUCAAAAGAAGACGGAUCCCCUCAAGCUUCUAGCUCAUGUUACCCCUGUACCCGAAGCCACGUCUAAGCAUCCUAAGAUCGGUCGAUGUAACGCGUCAUUAUCUUUGCUCUAUACCACCGCCGACGGGACCGUUCAAGGUGUUGAACGUUAUGGACGCUCUACUGAACCAUCAUUGGUAUACACACUCCGUGCCCUUGAUUGGAUUUCUGGAUUGCAAUGGACAGUUGAGGACAAUGGUAAUACAAUCGAUUCAGAUUUUGCCGCCUAUCGCUGGAACUCGGACAUCGAAAAAACAGGUCGGACUCACUAUGUUCGCUCCAUUGAGAUAUGGCACCCCGAUGGCCCUAUGAAAUUUAUCAGCAAGACCGCAAUAGCCAAUCAUUUUACCCUUUGGACAGCCGCAGCGACCAACACAACACGUCUUUACACCGCGGUACAAAUUCUACUUCAGGAAUUUGUUAAAUAUGCGAAAUCUAUCCCGGGUCUUUCGAGUCAUACUGAAAUGUACGAAACAAUCAACAACUUACGUCUGGUUGAGCACACGAUCAUCAGCUCUGAAACACAAAAUGAAGAUGAUGAAUUCAUCAGAUACCCAGACACUUCGGAAGAUAAUGAAUCCAACAUAGAUUCUGGAGGGCCCAAGGAUGUGAUGUUUGUUGAAGAAGCUUUAAACACGCCUUUAGACGCCUUCAGUCAUUGGACUUAUCAGGAAAGCAAAGGUCAGCGUUUUGUGACCGAACUACGUGGGUCUGGUCACGUUGUUACCAACCCUCAAAUCCAUGAUCUCAAUCCGGCCAGGAACGGCCGAGCAGCGGCUGUAGCCCUCAUGACCGAUCAGCACCAAUGUCGGCUGGGCUGCCAACUACUUCAACUCCCAAAGAUGGUCCGAAUCCAUGUCCAACCACCCCAGGUUGACCUUAUAUGGCAACACGCACAGAAGCUACCUAAUGGUGAUAAGAUCAAUCACGGUCACGUUGAUCUGCCCACUUACUUGUCUCAAUUAGUGCGCCCAGUGGCCCGCAAGCCUCCUACACCCGCUCAGAUUCUAUUUUGA